Echinostoma caproni is the source of this 345-nucleotide messenger RNA. The record is from the annotation of a GenBank genome assembly. NCBI's taxonomy places the organism in Eukaryota, Metazoa, Platyhelminthes, Trematoda, Plagiorchiida, Echinostomatidae.
AUGUCAUGUGAUUUUGUGACCAUAAUCCGCAGUGCUCUUCGGGCGACCUACGAACAAACGGGAGGAGGGAACAUGGCCUUGAAAGCAGCUCUAGACAAAACAUUGGAUGAAGCGUUAAAAGUGGAGACUGAACGGCGCUUGGGUUUGGCCGAUUUGGAUUGGUACGAGAGGAAUUAUGUUCCAUACCCGCGACGUUGGGACUACCAUUUACCCUAUUACGACAGGGCGCGCUUAGCGCACACACUAGCUCUGACUCAUAACGUGUACAAACCGUGGGAACCGAAAGUCGAUGAUGAUCUAUCCGAGUUUGCUGGUUUUGUUGUUGACCAGUCAAUCGAAGAAUGA